AUGAUCAACUUGAGUAAUAAGGGACUUGAUAUGAUACUAGAAUUGUUGAUAAAGGUUUUACUAAAAGGUAACUUGGUUCCGAUGUCAACUUAUGAAGUAAAGAAGAUAUUACGUGACUUGGGCAUGCCAUACGAGCAUAUAGAUGCAUGCAAAAAUGAUUGUGCACUAUUCUGGAAGGAAAAUGAAAAUCCUGAUAAAUGUCUGGUGUGUGAGGAGCCUAGGUACAAGGAUUCACAUGCCCAAGGAAAUGAGAUUGAUAUUUACUUGAAACCAUUGAUUGACAAGUUGAAGGAGUUGUGGGAAGAAGGUGCAGAAACUUAUGAUGCCUAUAGUAAAGAGCAUUUCCAGAUGUGUUAUGGAUUUGGUAACGUGUCUGUGUGGAGGACAAAAGGUUAUCAUUCUUGUUACACUUGCAAUGAUGAACCAUAUUCAAAAGCUUUGGAAAGUAAAAUUGGAUUUAUUAACCAUCAAGCUUAUUCACCUAGGGACCAUUGUUGGCAACAUAGUCGGUUGCAUAAUGGUUUAUCAGAGAAACGGAAGAGAUCUUUAGAGUUACUGGUGGGAAAGAUACAUGAGCAGCUAGAUAGAAUGCCAAAUAUAAUUUUAGGAAAGCAUUCAAGUAACAAGAAGAUACAACUCAUUGGGGAGCCAAAUUGGUUAAAGGUAUGUAUUUCGUACAAGCUACCAUACGGAAAAAAUAAGAAACUUAAGCACAACAUUGAUGUCAUGCAUGUGGAGAAAAAUAUUAGUGAGAGUACUUAUGGUACUUUGUUGAGCAUUGAGGGGAAAAACAAGGACACAUACAAGGUAUGGAUAGACUUGCACGUUGCAUUUGAUACAAUGUCCUGA
Messenger RNA from Quercus robur (English oak), 849 nucleotides. RefSeq lists its product as uncharacterized. The transcript has 2 exons. The record is from RefSeq and is a predicted model, not a curated record. NCBI's taxonomy places the organism in Eukaryota, Viridiplantae, Streptophyta, Magnoliopsida, Fagales, Fagaceae. Bases 1 to 849 code for a protein of 282 amino acids.